GCUGGUCUGGAGAGGAGGAGGAAACACCUGCUUACACAGGGGAGGAGGAGAAAGAAAAUCUAUGAAAACCUCAGACCGAGGCUGUGUCUCAAUACCUACAGAGCAGCCUACCUAGACAGCAUCUUCGGGCGUCAUUUGAACGCACUGAAGUGGUUCUUCUAAACAUAUAUGUGAUGUCUAAAAACCAGAUUUAGGUAAGCAGCUCUCUAUAGGGGUUCAUGCAGCUUUCACACCGUGCAAAACAUAUCUAUGAUGCCCGCAGAAUUCUGUCUAGGCGAGCAGCUUAUACCAUACUUGAUAUGAAAACGUCAAAAUAAGCAAAACUUGACCCGAAAAUCAACCGCGACGAACUUUUUAGCAAGUAAAAGGCCUAUAACUGUAUCAUCAACCUACACGUUUCAUGUGCUUUUUGCUAUUAAAUCUUUACUGGUUUUUAAAAAUAUCCCAAUAAUAACAAAUUGUUAGCAAUAUUUCAAGAUGAACAUUUACUGGACUAUUAUUAUUUGUUCAUCUUAGUCACUGAAAUAUCUUACCAAGACAUUACUGGGGGACAUACAGGGACAGUUUAUAUUAAUAUAAGUUCAUGUUUACGGUCUGCCACGUUCUUAUAAAGAUCUCAUUAAUUGAACUUAUUUGGCCAUAUAAAUAUUUCAUUGACUGUUAUUUCAUAUUUCAGUUAGUUACUGUUAGCUAACUCACAAAGUCGUAGGCUGCAUGCCCGGUGUCUUCUCGACAGGCACUUCACCGGGUUUUGAACGCAGCCACCUGCCGUCCCCGGGAACGUUGCACGAAACAGGCAUCUCACCGGUACAGGUUACCGCACGCACCUGCGAUACGCAACACGACACGCCGUUCAACUGCGCUGCAAGUUGCUGCAAGCGCCGGUGAUACCCGAAAGAAAUACAGUCUAGGGAGGCAGGCGGCUCAUUAGAGUUUGAGACGCAGCCCCUGAGCUCCUGAGAGAGACUGCGAUCGCAGCAAUAAAACUCAGACGCACAGCGAGGAGAUCUUUACGCACCGCGUGGCUUCGCUAUUCUGUCGGAGACUGCCGCUCGAGCGCUAUUUUACGCACACGUCCGCAUCAGGUCUGAAAGUUGGAGCAGAAGCUCCGCGUUGACAUGCUGAAGGUGAAGCAGCAGGGAUGUCAUCCAGGCGUGGCUCGGGGAGGAUAUGGAUGUCUAUAUAAAUGACUCGUUCAGUCUGAUCACGGAUGAAAAGAGCGUCUCUCUCCUCUCCGCUCUCUAAACACGCAAAGUUUGCUCGCCAUGGCAGAGGUGGCUGGAUUUCUCGGGAGCAUCGAUCUGGAUUUGCAGGCUUUUCCGGCAUUAGGGAACGUGCCUCUGGCGGAUGGUUUGAAUGAGAGAUUGGGUCUGAUUGAGGGCAGACUGCAGCGCGGGUCACUCACGGAUUUUGGCCACCUGAAGGGCAUCCUGCGCAGGAGACAGCUCUACUGCCGCACCGGCUUCCAGCUGGAGAUAUUUCCCAACGGGACGGUGCACGGAACCAGACAGGACCACAGCAGAUUCGGUAUUCUGGAGUUCAUCAGUCUGGCCGUCGGGCUGGUGAGCAUACGAGGCGUGGACGCUGGUCUUUAUCUGGGAAUGAAUGAGAAAGGUGAACUCUAUGGGUCGAAGAAGCUGACUGCAGAGUGUGUUUUCCGUGAGCAAUUUGAGGAGAACUGGUACAACACGUAUGCAUCCACACUCUACAAGCACACGGACACUGGAAGAUAUUACUAUGUGGCUCUGAAUAAGGACGGCUCACCUCGAGAAGGAGGCAGGACUAAAAAACACCAGAAGUUGACUCACUUUCUGCCCAGACCCGUCGAGAUAGAGAAGAUACCCCAAGCUUACAGAGACUUGUUCCAGCAUAGGUGACCAGAGCAUCCACCAGAGUUGCUGUGUUGGAGAGGGGCAGUAGGGGCGCUGGAUGAAAAGAUGGACGCUGAAGAACACUAAGAAAUACAAGAUCCUACUUCUCUCGCCUCACAGCUGUUUAUAUUUGGGUUCUGGUCCAAAAUGAGGAGGCCCUCUCCAAUGGUGAUUGAGAUAAACAGUACGUGUGUGUCCUGGAUGGCUCCGUUUCCUCUCCUUAAUGGGUUUUAAACCACAGAGAAGAGGGAACAUUCCUGCAUCCGAAGCUGGAGCCAAAAGAUGUCUUGAGGAAGAGGUGUUGACUUCAGGGCCUCAUGACGUGUGUCAUGCAAUCACCCUUUCUUCAGACACUUUUUGUAAGGUGGACUACAUUUAGGCCAUGUUCUCACUGGAAAAAAAAAUAGGGUCUAAACUUCAAUUUAUUGACUAACUUGUCACCUGAGCAUAGGAAGUAAAACUGCCUUUGACCGUUGAGAUAAAACUCAACAUGCCCAGUCUGGUGACCCUGGGGCCAAAGUCAUGUUGAAAGGUCAUGAUGCAGCACUUACAGAGAAGACGGACAUGGGGAGCAUUCCCCGACCUUCCAGUAGGACAAAUGCAAAGCAAGAGCUUUUCAAAUUAAAUAUACCUUAAAGGGCACUUAAAAGGAGAUAGAUGCUUUGAAGAACAAUGACCAGCUUCUACUGAAACAAUACCAAUUUUAAAAUGGAAAAAAGUACCAACUGCGAGAAGGUGAAAAAGAGGGGCUUGCACAGAUGAUCCGCCUGCUUCCUUUGAAGUUUCAGGAGAGUUCAAACCUUACAAAUUUGGUAGAAAAAUCUAAGCUAAUCAGCAGUAGCAAAGUGAUUAGUUAGAAACAAACGCAUGGUGCUUGCUGAAGGGUUCGGUAGAGGCUUUGGUCAUUUGACUAAGAGUGACUUAUAAUGUUCAGGUUGUCAGGAACAUUAUUAACAUGUAAGUGAAAGACGUGUAAAUAUGGACAAACCUAUUUAUAAGAUGUACAAUAUAUUUAUUUUCUACAUAUAAAGAAUAAUUAUAAAUCUAUAUAUAAAUAUAUUUAUUUAUUUCAAAGGCUCUAUUUUGUAAUGAACUUGAAGUUAUUGGAACUGUAGAUUCUACUGAAAAUAUACAGAAGGGCUAAACCAUUUGACCUGAAUGACUGACAAUAAAAUUGUCCUGCUAUUGUUUAUUGUUGGUGACCAUAUUUGCAAGGAUUCUCUGUACCAAUUAAAAUCUGAGAAACACUGA
Molecule: messenger RNA, 3122 nt
Organism: Puntigrus tetrazona (Sumatra barb)
Lineage: Eukaryota; Metazoa; Chordata; Actinopteri; Cypriniformes; Cyprinidae
Gene: fgf16
Product: fibroblast growth factor 16
Exons: 3
Coding region: 1266-1877 (203 amino acids)
Biological process (GO): animal organ morphogenesis; positive regulation of endothelial cell chemotaxis to fibroblast growth factor; fibroblast growth factor receptor signaling pathway
Cellular component (GO): cytoplasm
Molecular function (GO): growth factor activity; fibroblast growth factor receptor binding
Source: RefSeq, a predicted model, not a curated record